Molecule: messenger RNA, 743 nt
Organism: Mytilus californianus (California mussel)
Lineage: Eukaryota; Metazoa; Mollusca; Bivalvia; Mytilida; Mytilidae
Product: BLOC-1-related complex subunit 7-like
Exons: 5
Coding region: 48-347 (99 amino acids)
Cellular component (GO): BORC complex
Source: RefSeq, a predicted model, not a curated record
CUUCCGGUUUUACUUUCAUUUUCCCUUUUCUUCAUAAAUUAUUUAAAAUGUCUUCAAUGCAAUGGAAUCAAGAAACAAAAACUAAAUUAAACGAGAAAGUGACAACAAACAUUUUGGAUAUGGCAUCUCUGGCAAGGCAAUUAGUAAGAUCUUCUAGAUCGAAUGAGCUUCUUGCACAAGCAGCAAAGAAUUUUUCUUGCCAAGAACAAAUAAUACAGAAUUCUGCAAAUUCUUUAACAAAAAUGCAGAAUAUCACAACACAGUUGGAAUUCCAAGAAUCAGCAGUAGAGAGAAGUAUGAGUACUAUUGAUGAUAUUCAAGAUCAACUGAAAACUAUACAGAGGUGAAACUAUGGUGGACUUUGAUGUGUAAUUUAUUUGGAAUAAAAAGACAUUCAUGAUUUACUGACCAUUCCAAUUAAAAUUGAAAUGAAGUAGAACUAAACUGAUAUGUGCUGAUCCCUUACAAGGCAGAUAACUUACUUUAUUAUUUCAGUCUGGUUCUGAUUGUGUUUAAUGAUUUUUGGAAAAAGAAAGUUUCAGCCAUAUGUAGUACAUUAUACAAUGUAUGGACAUCUUUAUUGAUCAUAAAAUGUAAUAGACAAUGUUUAAAUUCUCCCAUUUUUUCAUGUAUGUGAUGUCUAAUUUAUGUGCAAUAGUAAUACAUGUAUAUGUAUUCAAAUGUGAUAUUAAUACAAACAAUUGUAUCAAUUUAUAAUAAAAAUACCAAUUAUUUACAGACAA